Molecule: messenger RNA, 2416 nt
Organism: Tupaia belangeri chinensis (Chinese tree shrew)
Lineage: Eukaryota; Metazoa; Chordata; Mammalia; Scandentia; Tupaiidae
Gene: ZNF74
Product: zinc finger protein 74
Exons: 6
Coding region: 431-2416 (661 amino acids)
Biological process (GO): regulation of transcription by RNA polymerase II
Cellular component (GO): nucleus
Molecular function (GO): RNA polymerase II cis-regulatory region sequence-specific DNA binding; DNA-binding transcription activator activity, RNA polymerase II-specific
Source: RefSeq, a predicted model, not a curated record
CUACUCUUUGUGGCGGCCCCUGUCUUUUUGUCGGAGGCCGGUCUCCUCGCUCGCUCGCGCUUCGGUCCGACGGUCGCUCGGUCCCUCCUCGGUCCCGAGGCCUGUCUGCUAGUGCGCGCCCCGCCCCGGGGGGGGGGAGCCGCAGGCCUUCGCCCAGAGGAGUGUGUGACCGCGAUGGGGCGUGUGUGUGACCGCGAUGGGGCGUGAGCCAGCACGGCCGUGGUGCAUUUGCUGAGCCCGCCGGAGCCCGACCGGGGGCCGGGAGGGAGCUCCGUGCGCGGGAUCGUGCAGCCGGGAGUGCCGAUGCGUCCCGGGAGGCUCCCUGCAGGCCGCUGAGCCCCAGAAGCAAGAUUCGCCCUCUGGACCUGACCUCGGGGCGGGGAGACCACAGAGCUGCCCCCUUCUCUGGGGGACGCAGCCAAGGCACGCAAUGGAGACCAUGGCCCCGAAGCCCCAAGAGACAGCUCUUUCCUCUCAGGACCUCACUCUCUCCCUCAAAGAGAAUCCGGAUGAUACAUUGGGCUGGAAUCUCCUGGAAGCCAGGUCGGAGGAGUCAGUGACUUUCAAGGAUGUGGCCGUGGACUUCACUCAGGAGGAAUGGGGUCAGCUGGACUCCCCCCAGAGGGCCCUGUACCGGGACGUGAUGCUGGAGAACUACCAGAACCUUCUCGCACUUGCGGGGCGUCCGGUCCACAAGCCAGAUGUGAUCUCCCACCUGGAACGGGGCGAGGAGCCGUGGCAGGUGCAGACGACGGUGCCCGGAGCCGCUGGUCCAGAAUGGGAGCCGAGGCCCGGCCUGAAGGAGCAGUGCCCUGGGCAGCAGGGUGUUUGCACAGAGGACCCACCGCAGGGGCUGCUCCUGGAGUGGCCGCGGAUGAAGUCCAAUCUUCCCAGCACCAACCUGGGCGGAUCGUGCGCCUGGGAGGACCCGGCGGAUCCCCAGUGGAGAAGCGAGGCCACGCUCUGGAGCCACGUGUCUACCGCCCAGGGGGACAUCUCCAUGGAGGAGGGCUCUGGGGGACACCUCCGGUUCAAGGAGGAGUCCCCACUCCAGUGCACCCUCUUGGCCCAGCCGAGCAUCCCCAUCAGGGCUGUCCAGUCUCCCAAGGGUGUCGCCAGAGACCACCAGGGACCGCGCGCAGGGCAGAGCCCUUUCAAGUCAAGCGCGCUCAGGAAACCCGCGCAGGCGCAGGCGCACCGGCGGCCAGGGGUGGGCCCCGGGGACGGGCUGUUCGUGUGCGCUGAGUGUGGGAAAGCCUUCCCCCAGAGCGCGUCCCUCGCGCUGCACCGGCGCUGGCACACCCGGGAGAAGGCGUACAAGUGCGGCGAGUGCGGCAAGGCCUUCACGUGGAGCACCAACCUCCUGGAGCACCAGCGGAUCCACACGGGCGAGAAGCCCUUCUUCUGCGGCGAGUGCGGGAAGGCCUUCAGCUGCCACUCGUCCCUCAACGUGCACCACAGGACCCACACCGGGGAGCGGCCGUACAAGUGCAGCGCCUGCGAGAAGGCCUUCAGCUGCAGCUCGCUGCUCAACAUGCACCUGCGCGUGCACACGGGCGAGAAGCCCUACCAGUGCGCCGACUGCGGCAAGGCCUUCAACCAGCGGACGCACCUGACCCCCUGCACCCAGCGGACGCACCUGACCCGCCACCGCAGGAUCCACACGGGCGAGAAGCCCUACAAGUGCCCGGAGUGCGGGAAGGCCUUCACCUGCCACUCGUCCCUCACGGUGCACGAGAAGAUCCACAGGGGCGACAAGCCGUUCAAGUGCGGCGAGUGCGAGAAGGCCUUCAACCACCGCUCCCGCCUGGCGCUGCACCAGCGCGUGCACACGGGCGAGAAGCCGUUCAAGUGCGCCGACUGCGGCAAGGCCUUCAGCUGCCACUCGUACCUGGUGGUGCACCAGCGGAUCCACAGCGGGGAGAAGCCCUUCCGCUGCAACGAGUGCGGCAAGGCCUUUAGCUCUCACUCCUACCUCAUCGUGCACCAGCGGGUCCACACCGGGGAGAAGCCCUUCGACUGCAGCCGCUGCUGGAAGGCCUUCAGCUGCCACUCGUCCCUCAUCGUGCACCGGCGCGUCCACACCGGGGAGAAGCCCUACAAGUGCCGCGAGUGCGGUAAGGCCUUCAGCCAGAACCACUGCCUCAUCAAACAUCAGAAAGUCCACUCCGGGGAGAAGUCGUUCCCCUGCGCCCAGUGCGGCCAGGUGUUCCCCUGGCACUCGCAGCUGGCGGAGCACCGGAGGCUGCACAGGGAGGAGAAGCCCUUUGCCCUCCAGUUCAACAAACACUUACUGAGCUCCUACUACGCGCCCGGCGGGCUGCUGGGUGCGGGAGAGACGGGGGUGAGUGACUCGGGGGCGGUAAACGCCCUGGACGUGGCUGAGCUUCUCCUUGUCCUCCAGUCCUAUUACUGA